Cornus florida is the source of this 931-nucleotide messenger RNA. Its product is annotated as RNA-binding protein Y14A. The transcript has 4 exons. Gene Ontology annotation, cellular component: cytoplasm; nucleus; exon-exon junction complex. NCBI's taxonomy places the organism in Eukaryota, Viridiplantae, Streptophyta, Magnoliopsida, Cornales, Cornaceae. The record is from RefSeq and is a predicted model, not a curated record. Gene Ontology annotation, biological process: RNA splicing. Bases 91 to 669 code for a protein of 192 amino acids. Gene Ontology annotation, molecular function: mRNA binding.
GCUUUGAGCACGGAAACCCCACUACAGCCCCAUUAACUAUACCCGAUAGAGAGAGAGAGAGAGAGAGACUCGGUAGAGAGAGAGGAGGCGAUGGCGAACGCGGAUGUGGAAGCGGUGGACUUCGAGCCCGAAGACGACGAUCUCAUGGACGAAGAUGGUGCCGUCGACGUAGAUGCGUCGCCCAAAGCGGCUCUUCCAAAGCUCAAAUCCGCCAUCACCGGAGCUCCAAAGAAAACCAAAGGCCGUGGCUUCAGAGAAGAGGCUGACACCGAGCGCAAUAACCGCAUGGCUGGUCGCUUCGACUCGCUUGACUCCGAUGGCGGCCCCGGUCCCGAACGAUCCAUUGAAGGAUGGAUUAUUCUGGUCACUGGAGUACAUGAAGAGGCGCAGGAGGAUGAUCUCUCAAAUAUAUUUGGUGAAUUUGGUGAUAUUAAGAAUUUGCAUUUGAAUCUUGAUCGGCGAACUGGAUUUGUCAAGGGGUAUGCACUCAUUGAAUAUGAGACCUUUGGAGUUGCGCAGAAAGCUAUAGAAGUUACUGAUGGAACUGAGCUACUCACUCAAACCAUCACUGUUGAUUGGGCAUUUAGUAAAGGUCCCUUCAGGAGGAGGAAUAUGAGAAGGAGAUCACCACGCGGCCAUCGUUCAAGAAGUCCGAGGAGGAGAUACUGAUGCAGUUCUUAUCUUACUUGAGGGUUUGUGGAUUUCCAUUGAGGGAUGAGGAAUUGAGAUGUUUCUAAAGAUGUUGGUUUGCCAUGGUCUUUGUGUAUGAUCAUUUACUCAGAUUGCUGAGGAUCCCUUAAUUUCUCUGUGAUGUCUUUGCUUUCUUGCUUUUCCUCCCCCCCUCUCAUGGAUGCUUUUUAGGCUUUCCCGACUUCUGAUCGUGUAUUAAACUGCAAUUAUUUAAUGUUGACUUUAUAUUAUUUUAGGACUA